Coccomyxa subellipsoidea C-169 is the source of this 1407-nucleotide messenger RNA. RefSeq names its product acetyl-CoA synthetase-like protein. The annotation marks the transcript as partial. NCBI's taxonomy places the organism in Eukaryota, Viridiplantae, Chlorophyta, Trebouxiophyceae, Coccomyxaceae. Gene Ontology annotation, molecular function: medium-chain fatty acid-CoA ligase activity. The transcript is spliced from 9 exons. Gene Ontology annotation, biological process: fatty acid metabolic process. The record is from RefSeq and is a predicted model, not a curated record.
GGAAGCUGCGGCAGUCCGCGUGUUGCUAUCAUGGCAGUUCCUGGAAGAGAAUAUGUAGAGGGCACAUGGGGCACCUGGUUCGCCAAGGGGACUGCUGUUCCUCUGUGCCUGAGCCAUCCAGCCAAAGAAGUUCAGUAUGUUUUGGAAGACGCCAAGGCGAGCGUGCUGCUGACUACACCAGACCUUGCAGACCGAAUGGACCCCAUAGCCAGAGCUGCAGGCGCUCACCUGCAUGUCAUGCGGCAGGAAGAUGAUAACUUACCACAGGUGAACUUCACCUCGCAGGGCCUUGAGGAGCUUGCAGCAGACUGGUCAGAUAGAGAUGAUGCUUUAAUUGUCUACACCAGCGGAACCACUGGUCGGCCAAAAGGCGCGCUCCACACACAUGGCAACCUGUCGGCGCAGAUCAGGGCUCUGACAACUUCCUGGGAGUGGAGUGAGGAGGACAGGAUACUGCACACGCUGCCGCUGCACCAUGUGCACGGCAUCAUCAACGCUCUCUACUGCGCGCAUGCUUCCGGCGCCGCUGUCGAGUUCCUGCCCAAGUUCUCCCCGGGGGAAGUCUGGCAACGCCUCAUGUUGAUCACUUUUUGCGCCAACCUGCAGAGGGAGGAGGAUCCAGUCACGGUCUUCAUGGGCGUUCCCACCAUGUACUCCUACCUGCUGUCACACUAUGCCAGCAUGUCGCCGAGCGAGCAGGAAGCUGCGAGGAAGGCGGCAGCGCGGCUUCGCCUGACUGUCAGCGGCUCUGCUGCCUGCCCGCUGCCCGUCAUUCACCAGUGGCAUGAGCUCUCAGGUCAGUGGCUGCUGGAGCGAUAUGGCAUGACAGAGACAAACAUGAUGCUGUCCAACCUGUAUCGCGGCGAGCGGCGGCCAGGCAGCGUGGGUCUACCCUUGCCUGGGGUGGAGGUGCGAGCUCCGAACGAGUACCCCGAUGCUGUGGAGGGCCCGGGGGAGCUUCGCGCACGGGGGCCAAACAUCUUCAAAGAGUACAUAAAUAAGCCAGAAGCCACGGCAGAAGCUUUUGACGAGGACGGCUGGUUCAGGACGGGGGACACAGCGGUGCUGGAGGGCACGCCGCCGUACUGGCGCAUCCUGGGCCGAACGAGCGUGGACAUCAUAAAGAGCGGCGGCUACAAGGUGUCUGCGCUGGCUGUCGAGAAUGCACUGCUGGCGCACAGCCGCAUCCGAGAGUGUGCAGUGCUCGGCUUGCCGCAUGACUCCCUAGGGGAGGCUAUUGCGGUUGUGAUUGCAUGCGAAGGCGCCCCGGUGACGCUUGAGGAAAUAGAGACAUGGCUCAGAGAGAGGCUCCCGCCUUAUCAGAUCCCAAGGACCUUGAAGAUUGUAGAGAACAUCCCCAGGAAUGCCAUGGGAAAGAUAAACAAAAGGGAGUUGAGGCGUGAACUG